GCGCUAUAAAAAACACUUGGGUGUGCGCGCACCACUAGCCACCGGAAGUGAGUUUGACUCGCAAUCCUCGUUCGUAUCAAUUAUUUGAAGAAACCCAGCUAGCUAUCUAGCUAGCUGAAAAGAACUAGUUUAGCUAUCAGUACAAGAAAACUUUAUACAAUUCACAUUAAUCCACUUUGAAUGAUCUAACAGUUAGUAGGUGAAUCGACCAUGAAGUCGACCAACCAGAUGUAAAUAAUGAUAUGUGCUAGUAGGGUACGCUAAUUUGGUUGCUAGCGCCAGGCAGUGCUUGCCAACACCCUCAUGAGGCAAUCCAACUCCGGAGCAUUAAUUAGCUACCAACCGUAAACAAGUCUGACUAGUUUGUGAUUUGCAUCUAGCAGCAAAGAACAAUCCAACAGAAUGUCAGGUACGUGUAUGCUCUAAUUAUCUAGAGAGUAUGUUUGAAAUGUAACGUUUGGUAGUUGACCCCACCUAACUUAGCUGUAGCUAGCCACCAAUGGCAAUGCAAUGUAAACAGAAGCAAAAGCAUCCCAUCCAUCGCAUGACAUUGUCACAUGUAAAUAACACUUGCUGUGUUUAUCAGUCGUGCAAAAGGAAUGUACAAUCCAUGAGAAAAACAUUAGUUAGCUACUUUUGUAGACAUUAUUUGAAUUCAUUUGGAGAAGCUUGCCACAGCAAGAAACUGACAUUUUAGGCCUGGUGAGACCAGUAGCUAAGAUUGUGUACUCGUUUCCAUCAGCCUCAUCACAUCUUGUUUUUGACAGAUGAUGCUGUCCUGCUGAAUGUACCCGUCAUUCGGCAGCUGUACCACUGGGACUGUGGAUUAGCCUGCUCCAGAAUGGUUUUGAAGUAAGGGGACAUUUCAUCAUAUACUGCAUACAGACAUGGGUGUGCAUUUUAACUACAGUACAUUGUGCAGCUGAAGACCUCAUCAUAUACAAUAAUUUGGCAGGUACCUCCACCCUGUGAGUGAUGAGGAGUUUCAGGGUGCUUGCUGGGAGUUGAAGCUGACGCAGAGUGUCUGGACAAUUGACUUGGCCUACCUCAUGUGCCAGCUGAGGAUCCGGCACCGCUUCUGCACUCAGACACUGGGUGUUGACAAGGGCUUCAGGAAUCAGGUAAUGAGUCAACACUUUGUAGGUCAUCACAAGUACAAUAGUUAUAAUACAAUGGUAUAAGUACAUUUAAUUAUCAUGUAGCCCACCAUAACAAAUGUCCUUAACUAAUACGUACCUGAGAGACUUAAUGUUUGUGUUUCUUUCAUCUGUUUCCAGUCCUUCUACAAAAAGCAUUUUGACACUGAGGAAGACAGAGUCAAUGAACUCUUCCUAAAGGCUGAAAGCAAGGGUGUGGUGGUGAAUAAAUGGUUAGUUAACUUUGUGAAAAACUUGCACGGAUAAAGAAUAAAGACAAAUUGUUCAAAAUCUAUCAGCUUGUCUGGUUAGUAAUGGUUGUUUUACGGACCUAGACAGAAAAUAACUAAGAGACGCUAACUUUCUGCCUUUUUUAAUGUCACCUGUAGCUCUGUGACAAUUCAGGAAAUCCAGGAACAUAUUGACCAGGGCCAUGUGGCCAUAGUGCUGGUCAACGCUGUGGUUCUGGUGUGUGAACUCUGCUCUUCGCCUGUCAAGUACUGCUGUUUCCUGCCUGUGGGCCAGAAGUGCUUCUGCAGGAAGCCAGAAUACCAGGGUCACUUUGUGGUUGUGUGCGGCUUCAACCGGAGCACUGGCUGCAUCUUCUACAACAACCCUGCCUACUCAGACCGUGAGUCCUCCCUCUACACAUCUGCAACAGUAGACAGGGCCACUGACUUACUAGACCCAUAUAUUCAUUAAGUAUAAGUAUGGAAUAAAUCACAUUGUAUUUUUGGACAUUCAAGUUCUAUAUCUAAACGCUUCUUAAUAAAUUGCACAAUAACAUAACACCCAUGAACAUGUAACCAGAGGGUGAAAAGUUGACCAUGUUCUUGGCAGUAAGCACAGAGAGAUUGCGUAAGAGUGAAAAUAUCACAUUGACAGAAGCCUUUGUGUGUUUUGCUUACAGGCGUGUGUUGCACCAGCAUUAGUAACUUUGAAGAAGCUCGAAUGAGCUACGGGACAGAUGAGGAUAUUCUGUUUAUCUUCAAGGAGAGCUGAUGGCUUAGGGACAAUGAAGAUGCAGAUUGUCUCCACAUCGCUAUGGCGCCCCAUCCUCACUAUGAUGACACACCAGUGGGUCUACAGGUCCCUGAACUGGAACUGCUGGUUCCAGCUUUAGCCCAGUGUUGUAGAUGGUCCCGGGCUGUCCUCUCCAGUGCUAACAUGGCUGACUGCUCACAGAACACACAACACCACUCCAACGUCACCACACCUGCCUCAUUUCACAUAGCCCAUGCUAGUCGUCAGUGUGUAAAGGAAUAAUCGCUGAAGACAUAAAUAAAGUGUGGUUUUUAAGUUGGUUGGGGGACAAGCAGAUAGAUUAAAUAGAAUAAAUGUAUUUUUACUGUGUCCCUUUUUGUUUAGUUUUAAUUCGGUUAGUUGAGUCCACCAAUUGACAUUGUGAAAUGGUGACCAGUGCAAUACCUGAAAUCCUAUUCCUAAUGCUGGGUGGAUAAAAUACCAUAACACUGAAAUUGAUUCUAGCCUUGGAGAGGACAAAACAAUGCACAUACAAGGGCUUACGGCAACAUGAUGCUUUCUUUGGUUUUACCUGGUGUCACGCAAGUCUGAUGGGCCAUGUAUAGCUGCUUUCCUCCCCUCAGACUUGUCUUGUUUUAUUAAUAGUUAUUUUGAUACUGUUUGUUAAACUUCACAUAUUA
Molecule: messenger RNA, 2800 nt
Organism: Coregonus sp. 'balchen'
Lineage: Eukaryota; Metazoa; Chordata; Actinopteri; Salmoniformes; Salmonidae
Source: the annotation of a GenBank genome assembly